UUAGUUUGGCAGGCAAAGACAAACGAUGCCCCGUCCACAGAUAAUGACUCGUGACACCUGGGAUUACGAGCUAUCUGUUAUUCUUUUUGUCACGCCCCGCACACACCGAAACACCACGAGACAACCUUCCGUACCGCCGCUUCGACAUGCUAAUGCCGUCUAAGCUAUAGUCUCUCUAUGAAUAUUCAGAAAUCCGUGCAUUGUUGGCUAUUACUCGUGUGUCCACUGUCAUUUAAACAAUAUUUAAUUCAGUUAUACAAUUUGCAGCUCCAAUACUUUUUGUGAUAACAUUUAUUAUUUUAGUGACAUAUUCAAAUUAUAUACAAGUAGGCCCUACAAUAAUUUAAUAAUGUUACUUUAAAAAAUCGAGCCUAUCAUUUUAAAAUAGGCUAAUUCUAUUUUUUAUAUUCGGUGCAAGAUCUGUCAGUAACGUUAUCGCACCUAUAGACCACCGAACAACACGCUUCGAAACCUACUUUCAAGAAUUCAGACUGCGUCUCUUUGGAAAAUAUAUUUCAAUGUUAGCCUCAUAGUUCAAUCUACACCAAUUCUAUGAUAUAAUUAAUUUAUUAUAGGGACAAAAGUAGGAGAGAGACGCACUUUCUUUUUGAACCAUUUUGCAUCAGUCCCGCCUGCGUUUUGCGGUUCAGCACGGUGAGGAAUGCGGCAUCCCUUCGCGCUGGCUGCUUCUAGCCGUCGUUCCUGGAGAGGGACAGGGGGGUGGUCCCGCGUUUUGGAUCCGCCUUCUGGAUGCAGCGGAGCCAUUUAACAUUGCAAUUUCAGCCAGGAUCUUACGGCAGCGUUUGUUUCAUAUACUACGCUAUGGGAUUUCAUUGCAAAACGGCGACGAUCCUGGAGGUGGACCGGUGCCUGUACUGAGCCAAGUCAGCGAUGGCAGAGCAGGUUCAUAUUCGACCAACGCAGGCUCGGAAAGCUCUGGACACGCAGCAGACGCGUCACUAAUUACAAGAAAGGACGCGAUCUUACGGCGCUUUUUGUUUUAAUUUGUUUAUUAAUUUUGCCGAGGCGGUGGGAGUUUCCUAUCUCUUGUAGCCUACAGAUCAGGUCAAAUCAUCUUCGUAUCCAUUUACGCAUAUAUCUUUCAGCUUUGAUUGAAAUUGCAGUUUUAUUCCGUUAGUGGCUUCGAAAGAACAACCCCCUUUCCCGAAAUACAUGUUUAUAAAUAAGAUCGAUAGGCUAAUAAUCUUUAUUGAACCCGUUCAUUACCUUUGAGUUGCCGGGGAUCUGCAGUGUAAUCGGGGAGUGAGUGAAUCUAUUUUCCUUCGUUGAUAUUGAGAUUUUGGAAAAGAUUACCUUCUGUCAUUGGGACUUGGUGCACCGGCGCCUCGCGGAAUCUCGGCAUCUUUCCUAUACCGAAAGAUCUCGAGCUGCCCAUAUGCACUUGGCUGUUGCAUCGCAAUAGGGAGGGUCCGCUAAACAGCUUGCUGGGUUGCGCUGAAGAGCGUGCUUGACUGCACAGAAACUGCGCGCGGAGGAUGGUUUGGAUGUAAAACAUAAACAAACGGCAAGAUGGGGAAAGACCAGGAGCUGCUACAGGCAGUGAAGACCGAAGACCUCAUUACAGUGCAGAAGCUUUUACAGAGGCCUAAACCAGGGAAAGCAAAGCUGCUGGGUUCUGCCAAGAAGGUGAACGUCAACUUCCAGGACAUAGAUGGCUUCGCCGCGCUGCAUCAUGCCGCCCUGAACGGCAACCUGGAGCUCAUCUCGCUGCUGCUGGAGUCCCAGGCCACGGUGGAUAUCAGGGACCAGAAGGGAAUGCGGCCCCUGCACUACGCUGCCUGGCAGGGUAAGGCAGAGCCCAUGAAACUGCUGCUGAAAUGUGGCUCUUCAGUGAACGGCCAAUCGGACGAGGGCCAGAUUCCCCUGCAUCUGUCUGCACAGCACGGACACUAUGAUGUGUCGGAGAUGCUGUUGCAGCACCAGUCUAACCCCUGCAUCGUGGACAUCGCUGGGAAAACCCCCUUAGACCUGGCCUGUGAAUUCGGCAGAGUCGGAGUGGUGCAGCUGCUUCUCAGCAGUAAUAUGUGCGCCGCCCUGCUGGAGCCCAAACCCAACGACUCCACCGACCCCAACGGGACCAGCCCCCUGCACCUCGCCGCCAAGAACGGCCACAUCGACAUCAUCAGGUUGCUGAUCCAGGCCGGCAUCGACAUCAACAGGCAGACCAAGGCGGGCACUGCCCUCCAUGAAGCGGCGCUUUGCGGGAAAACGGAGGCAGUUCGUCUGCUGCUGGACAGCGGCAUCAAUGCUGCCGUGAGGAACACGUACAACCAGACUGCCCUGGAUAUUGUGCAUCAGUUUACCACCACCCAGGCCAGCAAGGAGAUCAAACAGCUGCUGCGAGACGCCUCCGCAGCCCUGCAGGUGAGAGCUCUGAAAGAUUACUGCAACAACUAUGACCUCACCAGCCUGAAUAUCAAAGCAGGGGACGUCAUCACAGUCCUGGAGCAACACCCAGACGGGCGAUGGAAGGGCUGUAUCCAUGACAACCGCACAGGAAAUGACAGAGUGGGCUACUUCCCCUCCAGCUUGGUGGAGGUGAUCAGCAAGAGGGCAGGUUCAUGGAAUGCGGUCAUUUGUCCCCAGCAGUAUGAAAAGAUACGGCUGUUUGUGCCAGCGUGCGGCCCUGGAGCCGCCGUCCUGGUCAACGGGGACUCGUACCCUCAGUUUCAUAUCCUACCACCACCGCCACCUCCGCCAAAACAUUCCCAUCAGCCACUUUUCACUUCCUUUGGCUAUAGCAGGCCCUCAGGCCCCCGAGACGAGCCGCUCUGUGGACAAGGUUCCCGCGGCUCCGAGUCCAGUCCUCACGGCUCCCCCACCCUGAACAGUGGCCCCCAGGGCGGCGCCAGCGAGGAGAUUUGGGUGCUUCGCAAACCCAUAGCAGGGGGAGACCGCAGCAGCGGGGGGAGCACGUCCAGCACGGCCAGCGUGCGCUCGUCGGCCAGCGGGCAGAGCGCGCACGUGCUUCACGCGCAGGCCGAAGGAGUCAAGCUCUUGGCCACCGUGCUGUCCCAGUCUGCCAAGGCCAAAGAGCACCUGCUGGAGCAGUCCAAGUCUGUGGAGCAGUCAACAGGUUCCUCUUCGCGGACCCAGAGCUCAUCCAGCUGUCCAUUCCACGAGCAAUCGUACGGGGAGGCGGGGCCAGCGAGGAAGGGGGAGGUCCCCCCUGAAGGGAAGGAUAUAACAGCCCCUGCAGUGACCAAGCCUAGCCACCGCAAGAAGAUGACAUCCGAGAUGAACAAACUAAGCAUGACAGAGGGACUACCUGACCACAAGCCUGGCAGCCUGGCAGAGUGGCUGUCUCUGAUUGGUCUGAGUCAGUACUACCAGGUUCUCAUCCACAACGGCUACGAGAACAUCGAUUUCAUCACUGACAUCACUUGGGAGGACCUGCAGGAGAUUGGCAUCACUAAACUGGGUCACCAGAAGAAGCUGAUGAUGGCGGUGAAGAAGCUGGCGGAGCUGCAGAAGGGGUCGGAGGGGCGGGCCGCGCAGCGCAGGAAGCCGUCCCAGUCCUCCGAGGGGCCGGAUGCCCCAGCCCGCGACGGGGCAGAGUGCAUGUCGCCCAAACUGAGCUCCUUCCAGGACAGCGAGCUGAGCGGGGAGCUGCAGGCCGCUCUGUCUGGGGCUGCCCAGGAAGGGGCGGAGCCCCAGUGGGUGCGGGGCCCUCAGGAGAACAGCCUGGGCAAGAGGCGGGACUCGGAGGAGGGGGGCGGGGCCCCCAGGAAGGAGGCUCGGGUGGCGCGGCAGAGCAGCCAGGCCCAGGGGAUGCAGAGGCCUAAUGCCCCGCCCUCUGCCCCUCCCACACUUAGCAAAACCCGCCAGGCGGCACCGUCCUACACCCCCCCGCAGACCCCCACCAAAACCAAGCCCUCCUCCCCACAGACCACUGCGCCUCCUCAGGCUGCUGGGAAGAUGAAGUCCGCACAGCACCUGCCCCAGGCCGAGCGGGCCCCCUCCGCUCGCCCUCCCCCCCAGUCGCCAACUCACAAAAGCCACGCCCACAGCGUGACACAACCCCCCGAGGGCGAGGACAGCCCCGCCUCAGGCCCCGCCCCGAGCCCCCCGGUCUCCGUGCCCCUGCUCUGCCUGCCCCCGGAGGGGGAGGAGCCACAGGGGGACCAGGGCACCCCCAAAAAGAGGGCCCACAGCCUGGUCCGGUACGCGGUGUCGGACGGCGAGCAGGACCGGGAGGAGCCAGCGCCGACCGACGCGGGGAAGCAAGGCACCGUGCCGAACCGCAUGGGCCGCAGCAACUCCGUCCGCGGCCAAUCGGAGAAGAGCGCGAGCCGCGCCCAGGCCAUCGCCCUCAGGCAGAGGAAGAAGGGUCCGCCCCCUCCCCCGCCCAAACGCUCCAGCUCUGCCAUCUCCAGCCCCAACCUGGCGGACCAACCCAAAGAAGAGGUGAGGGAUGGGGGCGGGGCCGGGGCAGGGGCUCUGCUGGACGUUAGCUACCACCAGCAGCGGCGCGCCAGCGAUCUGGGCGGCGCGGUGGACACGGGCAGCGCGGGAAGCGUCAGGAGCAUCGCCGCCAUGUUGGAGAUGUCCUCCAUCGGGGGCGGAGUCAAGGCGCUGCAGAAGCCAUUGGCCGGUGGUGGGCAGCACUACCUGCAGGGCAGUCCUGAGCGUGCUCGUGGGGGGGUCCCCCACGGGGGAGGGAAACACCGCGAGGGCGUCGGUCUGGACGGCGAGGUGGUGAACCGCCGCAGGACCAUCAGCGGGCCGGUAACCGAGCUGGUGGCGGCGGCCCGGCGGGACCGGUUGCCCCAGGACACAGCGUCGGGACCCCCACAGGGCGGGACGCCGACCGGGCCCGGCGCCGGGCCGCCCGAGAACCCGCCCUCCGCCGAGGACGCAAAGCCAGGAGAGGGGGAGGGGCCGGGGGACGGCCCGCCCGACAGCGCGCACGCCCUCCCGCAGGAUGAGCUGUCCCGCAUGGACGCCACGGCGACGCUCAAGCGGAGGCCGCGGUCCCGGCACCAGCAGGACGGGGUCAAGUUCCAGCUCACCGAGUCCAGCACCGUCAAGCGCCGGCCCAAGAGCCGGGAGAAGGACCCGGAGCCGCCGCCCGACGCCCAGCUGCUGGCGCCCUACCAGAACGGCACCGAGACCGGCACCAUAAAGAGACGGCCCGCGUCCGACACGGGCGGCGCGGAGCAGCCCCAGGGGGACGGGGACCGCGCCCCCCGAAGGGACAGCGCCGAGUUGGGGCCCCCGGGUGGCCAGUCCACGCCCCGCAAACCGGCCAAGCCCCCCGUGUCUCCGAAGCCCGUCCUGGCACAGCACAUGAGGAAACCCGGCCCAGCCACGGCUCCCCCAGGGCCAGGGGGCCCCGACAGCCUGGGCUCUGAGGGGAAGCGAGUCCCCCCCGCCGUGUCACCCAAACCCACUCCCCCCCCCACUGCGCCGAAGCCAGCCAAAGUGCAGGGUGUCCUGCAGCCUGUCGGCCCCGCCCCUCACCCCUCCCCCUCCCCAGCCAAGCAGCCCAGUGGCCCGGUCGCCACCACGCCCCCUCCCGUGUCUGCCAGCCCCCAAGCCCCUGAGCCCCCCAGCGCAGAGCCCGCAAACGCCCCUCACCCUCAGACCCCCUGACUCCCACACCCCCAGCCCCACGCCCCCCCAGUCAAACCCCCACGCUCCUCCAUCAGUGGGACCUCCAUCGACAGGGCAGCACCACCGACACCCCAGCAGAAGCUGGAGGAGACCAGCGCCUCCCUGGCUGCCGCACUGCAGGCUGUGGAGGAAAAGAUUAAACAGGACAACAGCUCGGUGGCGCAGGACAAGACCACCGUCAGCAUCCUGGACGACAUCGGCAGCAUGUUCGACGACCUGGCGGACCAGCUGGACGCCAUGCUGGAGUGACGAGCGCAGCCGACCCCGCCGUGGGAUCACCUCAGGGCUCCGCAAGGGCCACAAGGGCGCAAGGACCUCCCCGCGGAACCUCUCGCCAAGCCCGCCCGUCCCCCACCCAAACCCCUCCCCUCCCCCACCCACGUCCCCCCUACCUGUCUUUCCUGAAAACGAACCCCACCCACCCACCCCUCUUUGUUCCAUGUUGGUUUGCACAAUUGAGCAGUUCGUCCAAACCCCAGAUGAAUUACCUCAGGGCUGGGCUAAGAGGAGAUCCAGAGACCGGGAGGGCGAAGGGUGAGCCAGUCAGUUUAGCUGGUGGGAAACUUUAUAGUCUUGUUCAUUUUCUGUGGUGAAAAAAAAGAGUAAUGACACAGUACAAAAUAAUGAUAAAAAAAUAAUAUGGUAUGUGUACAUUGUAAGCAUGAAAAAAGACAUUUAUAUCCUAAAAAAACAUCUCAUAGUGAGAAUCAUCCAUUAGUCAAUACUGUCAUAUUAAAUAUACAAAUAUAUUAUUUUUAUUUGAUGUUUUUUGCUAAAUGGUACAUAUAUGGUUAUGAAUCUGCUGUUUGGGAAUUAUGAACUCUUGACAUUGGAAAUGUGGAUUUUUAUAAUGAUAAAUGGAGAUGUAUGAGAUAUGAAGUACUGUAUCCUGUGGACGCUUUUUGCUUUGCUUUACUUUUUAGUAACAUGGAAGUUUUAUUUUAGAUUUAUUAUUUUUUUCACUUUGGGGCUCCAUUUGGGGCAGGGAAUCCUGGGAAAUGCAUCCAACUCUUUGCUUUCUAAGUGACAACAGACAGGCUACCUGAUGCACUCCAGAUGGCUCUAAGACUAAUCCCUAUAGCACCGUGUGCAGCUGGAGUCGGUGUUCAGGUGUGGACAAGGGGUAUUAAAGCACUCCAGUCUAAGCAGUGUUCAGGGCUGUACAGAGGGUGUUAAGGCAUUUCAGUCUCCACCAGCCUUUUUCUCUGCUUUACACAGCUGCAACAUCUCUUUCUCAUUUUCUCUCUCUUUCCCUCUCUCUCUCUCUCUGUCUCUCACACACAUACACACACAGUGUUGUCUUUCUACUCCUGAUGUGAGAGUACAAAUCUGUCGGUAGUAGCCAUUGCAACCAAAAUAAGCACAAGGAAGAUGUUGCCUUUUUACCAUUUGCAUGAGAGCAGUGAGUGAUGAGGGGACGGGGUGGGGCUAGGAAGCUAGGCGAGGGUUGGGGUGCGGCUUGGGAGAACAUCCUGCAUAGCAGGAUUGGUUUUAACCGGCGCCGGAGACUUCUCUGUGAGAGUUGCCAUAAAUGCAGUGCCAGUGUUAGCUGGAAGUGCUAAACCUUCAUAAUACUGGAUGCCAACUUCCCUGUGCGACUCGUGGUGCCCAUUUUCUGCCCCUUUUUAAAUCACGAUAAAGGGAUUAAAAGGGAUUUGUUGCGCAUAAAAUUAACCAUAAUUUCACUGCUGCAAGUUGAGCAUGUGUCUGUGUGUUUUUAGGCUGGCUCCUUUAGCCGGCUGUGUGGGUGUGUGUGUGCAUUCGUACGUGCGUACCUGCAUGUGUGUGCACGCACAACUGUGAAAAUGUGUGUACGUGUGUGUGUGUGUGUUUAUGUCUGCGUGUGUGUGUAUUCAGCAGAUAAGUGCUCCAUUACUGUAGCCUCACGCUGUGUGAUUAUCAGUAUUUCUGCACUCCACACUGCUACUGUCCCAGUCGUUUCUUUAGCCUGUCAUUUCACAACCCCUAACGCCAUGCUGUCAUUGUUCUGUAACCCGACAAUCUCUGCCUUUGUCGCCAUGGUAGCUCCUGUGUCAAAGACCUGACCAUCCAGCAUUCCUACAAAUGGGGGGUGUGACUACAGCGAUGGCACUGAUUCACUGAAAGGCCUCAAGGCUAAUGAUAAACUAUACGGAUAAAAUAAAAUUAAAUAUGAUAUGCUUGAGUAGAUAUUUCAGUUGUACUUUAUUAAAAUGAUAUCCUGUCUUUCUUACCUGAACGAAGGUGUCUUCAUAGUGCACAGAUCACUCACAAAAGUUCUGUUUUUUCUUUUCUUCUGAGAGAAUAUAAGUAAUAUUUAAUUUAUUAUAAAUGUAUGAAUAUAGUUCUACAUAAAUAAAUGAAGUAUUUAAUGGUAUGUAUUAUCCAGUACAGCAUUAGGUAUUCAAAUUGAAUUGCAGGAAAAAAAAAUGCAUUUCUUCUUUUAUAAUUAUGUGUGUUCCAAAAAAAAAUGUAAAAUAUCUAAUAUUUUUUUGUUAUGAGAGCUUCUUUACUGCAGUAUGCUUGGCUAUGACUGGUCAUUGUGUAAGUACUCAUGCUGACCUCUUCGAUUAAGUUUUUUUAUGCAUUUCUUUUUGUAAUUAUAUUUGUGCCUUGCUUUUGUUUGUUUGUUCUUUAGUUACUGCAGGGUGCUUUUCUGUGCAUUCAGAAGAAUGUAACUUAUGUACUGAAGCUGGCCUGUCACUGAGUCUUCACAAACACCUGUGGCUGUGGUUGCUGUAGGAACGCCUCCUGGUGCAGGUGGGCAUUGCUUUCCUCCCUUCCACAGUAGUGAACUGGGGUCACACCUGGUCUGCCCCACCCUGCCUCGUCCUGCCCCACCCUGCCCAGUGUAACAGCUAUGCAUCCCUACAUCGUGGCCACGCCUUCACUCCCUGUGUAUUUAACUGGGUGAUGUCAUGCUGAUGUCAGAAUGACCUUUUUAAACAUUGUUUUCCACAUUUUUGUUCAUACUAAUAAUAUUAAUAAAGAUGCUGAUGUUGGUGGUUAUUAUUAUUAUUAUUAUAUUAUUAAUUUUUCAUUACUUUCUUGGAGAUGAAGAAAUAGUACAAAAGCAAAUGGGUGUUGUCUUUUUUUGGAAGAAAACAUUUUAAUUUUAUCUUCACACAAAAGAGUUGAAGAAACAAAAAGACAUUUGGGGAGAGCAGGGUGUGUGCGGCCCGUGUGUUCUGUGUUCGGUCUCCAGUGCUGCCGUUGACAUGUAUGAUUACCUGCUGUGACUGGCGAUGGGACAGUGGUGUGCUUGCAGUGACUGCUCAACAGCCAUCUGCUCCAAAUAAAUGUUCUGUACCAACAGGAAGAUGUCAAACGUCUCAUUCCACCCUGCCUUUCUCCAUGUUUGUAUGGUGCAGAAUAAAAUACAUUGAGCCUGUAUUUAUGGUGUGUGUGCAUCUAUGCAACGUGUGUUUGUGUGUGUGUGUGUGUGUGUGUGCACGUACGUUUGUGUGAGAUGGAAAGAGUGCUAUCUCAGUUGUAACAGGCAGGACAAGGAAGAAUUGAGCAUUCUUUGUGGAGCUCUGUUGUACAGCCAAGCACACUCAGCCCUACUGCAGUUCAUUUGCGCCCCCUGCUGUCUGUGUUGCAGUGCUGCAGUUAGUCAGUGGAGGAACAUAUGAAGUUCUCACGCUUCCUGCAUACACACAUUCUCCCCUGUACUCUACAGCACAAGGACACAUAUAUUACUCCUGGCGGGGUCCCCCCAAUACAUACUUCUGCCACUUUACCCACUGUCUGCUAUAUUGCAAAUUCCCUAAUUGCCAUUUCUACCCUCUCUUCGAGAGCGCUUCAAGAGUCGUCUGGUCUCCCCACCUCCCCCACCUGCGGUCCAGCCCCUCUUUCGUCAUUGCCUCCACCCUGCCCAUAUCUGUCGCCACCUGCUGCUCCCUAUCACCGCCACCCGGCCCCACCCAUCAUUUGAGCCACAUCAUAAACCCUAUAAAACUGACUGACAUAUUGGUCACCAGUCGGCACGCUGAGCCGACCAGAUGAGGAUGGGUUUCCCCCUUGAGCCUGGUUCCUUCCAAGGUUUCUUCCCAUCUGCCACAGGGAGUUUUUCCUUGCCACUGUUGCCUUAGGCUUGCUCCUGUGGGGGUUUAGGCCAGGGUUAUCUGUAAAGCGUAUUGUGACAACUGCUGUAAAACACGCUAUACAAAUAAAAUUUUAUUGAUUGAUUGAUUGUCAUACCUGAGGGUAUAUGUCAUAGAUCUGUGGGGGAGAGUGGGAGAGUGGGAGGGAGGAAAAGAGAGAGAUAGUGAAGCACCAAAGCUGGCAGCUGGGAGUCAUCAGUCCAUCGCUAUGGCAACAGGAAAGUGGCCAACUACACCACCAGUCAGUGGGAAGGGAUAAGCUUCACCCAUAAAACACCCCACAUCUUAAAGGAGAGUCACACUGUAAAACACCCCCUGCUCAGGAUGUCUCUCCUUUGAAAUCCCAUGGAAACACACACAGACACGUUUGCGUAUACACAGGCACAUACACACACACCCUUCUUUGAGAGAGGUUUGACAUUUGAGAGAAGAAUGCAAAACCUUACAAAGUACAAUGGGGUCAUGCUGCUAAUUGAAACUGCACAAUAUAAAAAUGACAAGGUUUCUCGAGGGCACACAAUCAAGUAUAACAAAGCUAGUACUUAUGAUAGCCUUAUUGUGGACUACUGUUAUCAUGGGGGCCGGAAAAAAUAAAGAGGCAGAAAGUUAGGGAGAGGAAGUGAGAAUGGAAAAGACAGACAUAUGUUCGGUAUUUCAUGUCUAUAGUUCCUCUCAUAAGAAUUAAAGAGAUGUCACUGGCAAUACAAAUCAACACCAAUUUACUUGAGUAUAAAAAAAUGAUUCUGCGCCUCUCUGCUCAGCCAGUUUUCUACAAAGCCUGUGUUUGCUGGGUGAGUUGUGUGCUUGCUAAUUCUCUUAACUUUUGAACCCAAAAUAAUAUAUAAAUGCAUUAAAAUAACACAAUGAUAUGGGAAAUGAGCUUUAGGUGUAUGGACACACUCCACUGAACCUUCUGUGAGGCUCUGUCGACAUUCUGUAGUCAUGCAUGUCUGCAAAUAAACCAUUACAUACUUUUCUUAGUUGUGUUUCCUGAAAAACACAACUGAUGCUCGCAGUGGCAGGAUUCCUGUAAUAGAAAUGGAGGGUGUGUCCCUGCAAACUGAUGCUUUCCUCCAGUUAUAGUUACUCACUCAGGCCUGGAUUGGAUCAACAUUUGGCCUUAACUUUAACUCUCAACUAAGUCCAAUGUUGCUUGUUUCCCCCAUUAAACAUGGUUUAAGAAAAUAAGUUUUGGUGACCACUGAGCUGUGAUUUGCAAAGGGAAAAAAAUUAACUACAGUCAAAGUCAAGGUUAAGCCAAAUUAUAUUUUGAAUCCUGCAAGGCUAUUUGAAUCCCACAAGGCCGUUUAUUUUAAUCCUGUAGAUCCUGUUUGUUUGGACAAAAAAUGCCGAAAACAACGAAUAUUACUGGAAAAGGGUUUGUUUAGUUUCGUUUUCCUCAAACUCGCUUACACCUCCCAUCCUGAGCUGUUAACGCUCUGAGCCAAUCAUGGCACUGCGUUUCGACUAUGUCUAGAACGCAUUCUCUCUGUGUGGACAUUAAUGCGAAAACCUGAGCUCAUACGUCGGUAAUCACGGUUGGUAUUCUUGCUGCGAGGAAGGAAAAUCGUCGGUACUUUGG
Anguilla rostrata (American eel) is the source of this 11304-nucleotide messenger RNA. Its product is annotated as caskin-1-like. Lineage: Eukaryota; Metazoa; Chordata; Actinopteri; Anguilliformes; Anguillidae. Gene Ontology annotation, molecular function: protein binding. The record is from RefSeq and is a predicted model, not a curated record.